AUCCCUGUAGGCCUUGGGCUCUGGCUCUGGUGUCAGCCCCUCCGCCCUCCACCCCCCCCCCCCCGCUCCCUGCUUCCUGGAGUGGGUGACCAGCCAAGGCCAGGGCUCCCUGCCCACCUGCAAGGGUUGGGUACGGCCCACGCAGGUGUCUGCUGCUGGCCCACAGUGCUCCGACCUCGGCCAGCGCAGCAUGCUGGGUGCCGUGUUCCUGCUGCUCCUGCUGCCUGGGACCUCCGCCCUGCCCGAUGGGCCCCUUGCGACCCCCUUCCCCGGGGCACCUGGGCCCUGGCUUCGUAGACCCCUGUUUCGGCUGGAGCUGUCGGACGCGGAGGACGCCUUCCCGCGCCGUGGGGGGCCGCUGGAGGUGCCCGCGGACAGCCGGGUGUUCGUGCAGGUGGCCCUGGCCCGGCCCUCCCCGCGCUGGGGCCUGGCCCUGCACCGCUGCUCUGUGACACCGUCCUCGCGCCCGGCGCCCGGGCCUGCCCUGGUGCUGCUGCGCGGAGGCUGCCCCGCUGACGCCUCGGUCACCUUCCCGCCACCGCCGCCAACCCCGGACGCCGCCCGCCCCGCGCGCUUCAGCUUCCGCCUGCGCCCGGUCUUCAACGCAUCGGUGCAGUUCCUGCAUUGCCAGCUGAGCCGCUGCCGACGCCCACCUGGAGCCCGCCGGAGGCCCCCGCCCCUGACCCCGCCGCCGCCGUCGCGGUGUUCGCCUCCGGCCCAGGCGAGCGCGGGCAGCGGCAACGGGGAGAGCCUCUGCGCCGACAGCCCCCACCUGCACACGCUGACGCAGCCCAUCGUGGUCACGGUGCCGCAGCCGCCCCCCAGGCCACCCAAGAGCCUCCCCGGCAAGGGAUUGCGCCCCGAGCAGCCCGCGCCCGCGCCCGCUCCCGCGGCCCUGGAGCCCGCACCCGUAGUGGCGCUGGUGCUGGCGGCCUUCUUGCUGGGUGCUGCGCUGGCCACCGGGCUCGGCCUUGUGUGCGCGCACUCAGCGCCCCCGCCCUCCAGCCGGCCGGCCAAGACCUCGUCCAGCGGCCCCCAGACUCGCAGACCCCAUUGAGGAAGAUUGACGGAAGAGGCCAACAGGCGCUGAGAGGCGCUGGGAAGGAGUCCUGCGGUGUCCCCCGCAUCCCCGGCAGUGGCGAUGUACACAGACAAGCCGUGGCUUCGGGACCAGGCCCACGGCCUCAGAUGCCACACUAUGAGACCACGAACCCUCCGUCCCUUUCCACCUUCUCAUCUGGGCUCCAAAUAAACCUCCGGACUGAGCCUGCUAA
Molecule: messenger RNA, 1274 nt
Organism: Heterocephalus glaber (naked mole-rat)
Lineage: Eukaryota; Metazoa; Chordata; Mammalia; Rodentia; Bathyergidae
Gene: Tgfbr3l
Product: transforming growth factor beta receptor 3 like
Biological process (GO): cell migration; transforming growth factor beta receptor signaling pathway; epithelial to mesenchymal transition
Molecular function (GO): glycosaminoglycan binding; transforming growth factor beta binding; transforming growth factor beta receptor activity
Source: RefSeq, a predicted model, not a curated record